AUGAACAAAAUGGGCGACUCUGCAGAAAAUGACACGACAUAUGAUUGCAUUGUUAUCGGCGCGGGAUAUUCCGGGCUAGCCGCCGCACGACUUCUCAAAGAAUCGGACAAAAAGGUACUUGUCCUCGAAGCACGCGACCGCGUUGGCGGACGAGCGAAGACUAUUCGUCUUGAGAAAGAAGGGGAUUACUGGGAUGUUGGAGCCUCUUUUCUCGGCGACCAGCAAGACCUAAUGUAUGGUUUCGCAAAGGAGUUCGAUGUGACCCUUUUCUCACCCCCGGCGGAUGGCAAGAUCGUCCUGGCAUAUCGAGGCAAGGCUCACAGAUACAGCGGUCUCAUCCCCCCGCUGCGACCAUGGGAAGUCCUCGACAUGGGCCUUUUUGUCCGGAAUUUUGAGAAACUUUGCGACACAGUCAACCUUGAGGAGCCAUGGAAGACCCCGAACGCGGACGAGCUUGACAGGAUAACGGUGCAUGAAUGGCUGAAGAAGCAGGCUUGGACACAGGCCACAAUCGACAUGGGGAGCCUAGCAUUUGAGGGGGUUAUUGGGCAAAACACGUCCUGCAUAUCGAUGCUCCACGCCAUGUUCUUUUGGAAGGGGGCAGUUAGCUUCAGUUCGGCACUCAGUUCGGACGGCGGGGCGCAGCAACACCUUGUCAAAGGAGGCGGACAGCUUAUCGCCGAGAAGUUGAGAAGCUAUAUUGGGCAUGAUUUGAUUCGGCUUGGGGAGCCUGUCCGAGCCGUAUCUUACACAGAAAGCGUGGCGACCAUUCAAACCUCGAAGGCGACGUACCGGGCACGAAGAAUCAUCUCGGCUGUACCGCCUCCGCUCGUUCUCAAGAUUGAUUUCGAGCCAAGGCUACCGGUUGAAAAAAUCACUUUACUUCAAAAUAUGCCGAUGGGGGCAUACCUAAAGGUUUUCGCGACCUACAAGACGCCGUUUUGGAGGGAAAAGGGCUUGACGGGAGAGAGCACUAACCCAACGGGUUUCCUAAACGUUACAUUUGAUGCCACUCCGGAUCCGGGAUGCACCCCUAAGCUCAUGGGUUUUAUCACUGGCACCAAAGCAAGAGAGUUUACCAGCUUAAGCAAUGACCAACGCCGACAUGUCGCCCUUGCAGGCUUUGCUUCCGUCUUUGGACAAGAAGCUCUGGACCCUGAAGAGUUCUUCUACCACUCGAUGGCGGAAGAGGAAUGGGCUUCUGGUUGUCCAUUUGCGACGCCAGCCCCAAGAAUGUGGACCUCGUUGGGGGAGUGGAUGAGGAAGCCUAUUGGAGCCAUUCACUGGGCGGGCACGGAAACUUCCACUAAGCACUUUGGGUACAUGGAAGGAGCAGUGUUCGCAGGACAGAGAGCUGCACGGGAGGUGUUGGAGGAGUUGAAGUGGAAGAUAUAA
Molecule: messenger RNA, 1395 nt
Organism: Colletotrichum truncatum
Lineage: Eukaryota; Fungi; Ascomycota; Sordariomycetes; Glomerellales; Glomerellaceae
Product: flavin containing amine oxidoreductase
Molecular function (GO): oxidoreductase activity
Source: RefSeq, a predicted model, not a curated record